Molecule: messenger RNA, 393 nt
Organism: Hyphopichia burtonii NRRL Y-1933
Lineage: Eukaryota; Fungi; Ascomycota; Pichiomycetes; Serinales; Debaryomycetaceae
Exons: 1
Source: RefSeq, a predicted model, not a curated record
GAAUACCAAUUUGGAGUUGUUUCUAUUCACUCCGGCUCUAAAUUCCAAUACGCUGCCAUCAAAAAAGUUGAUUCCCAUCCUCAUGUCUUCUCCGUUGGAGGUGAUGAAGGUAAAGACGUCACUUUAACCUUAAGAGCUGAUGGUACCUUAUACGACCAAGAUCAAAAAGGAAUCUACGUCGACCCAAAAACUGGUGAAUUGGGUAACGUUGCUCCUUUCGGUCGUCAAGCUCCUUCUAAAGGUUUCAAAAUUGUCAACGGUCACUUAACUUACCAAGGUAAAGAUAACUGGUCUGCAUGUCCAUCUGGUGAUAACAAAUUCUCCUUGGCUAACAAUGGCUGUACUGGUGGUACUGGUAUUGCUUUAGAAGUUGUUAACGAACGUACUCUUUAA